Misgurnus anguillicaudatus (oriental weatherfish) is the source of this 2729-nucleotide messenger RNA. RefSeq lists its product as uncharacterized. The record is from RefSeq and is a predicted model, not a curated record. Lineage: Eukaryota; Metazoa; Chordata; Actinopteri; Cypriniformes; Cobitidae. Gene Ontology annotation, molecular function: ubiquitin-protein transferase activity.
AGCCGAGAACGGCCAUGGACUUUUAUUUUUAUUUUGUAUGGAUUUAUUUUUUUUAAGCACUGUUAUCUUGUAAUAACAACUUAUUAAUUCGUUAUCACGAUAUAACAAAUUUUGUUUUCUCGAGAUAACGAAUUAAUUAAUUCGUUAUCUCGACAUAACAAAGUUUGUUUUCUCGAGAUAACUAAUUAAUUAUUUAGUUAUAACAAAAAAAAUAAUUCGUUAUCUCGAUAUAACAAAGAUUGUUUUCUCGAGAUAACGAAAUAAUUAAUUCGUUAUAACGACAUAACAAAUAUUGUUUUAUCGAGAUAAUUUUUUUAUUUUUUUUUAUAACAAUAAUGUGUUCGUCUUGAAUUCAUACGAAUGCGCUCGCGCUGCCACCACGGACUGCUUCCUACCGACACUGGCUGCAACAAGCUCUAUCCUGUCGUGCUUUGAUAUGUGUCUGGGCUAAGUUAACGGAUGGAAGGCUGACAAACUCCUAUCUGUCCUGGCCGGCUGCCUCAGCUAAGAGAUCGCCAUGGACCAGUUUCUCUCAGCCUUGAGAGAAAGGGGUGUUCCUGAGGAGAACCUGGCAAGAAUGGCAGAGGACAAGAUCGAUCAAGACAUUGUAAAGUUCCUUGGAGAAGACAAACUCUCUGCUUUUAUUCCUCGAUAUGGAGACCGUGUGUUUGCCAGAAACUGGAAGGAGUUAUCCUCAAGUGAAAGGAUAGAGGAUACAGAGCAAAGGAAACAUACUUUAAUAAAUAGACUAAGAGAGAAGAUGAAACUUCCAUCCACUGCCUCAGCAACCAGCAGCUUUAAAUCUAAGCCUACACUUCUUGGAAAUAAGAACGCUGAAAAGAAGACAAGGAAAAUUGAACUUGGCUGGUUGAACUACCAAGAUUCUAUGUACAAACAAGUAAGAAGGCCUACUGGGGGUGGAACAAGAGAGAUAGUUGUAAGCAAAGAUGAUACUGUAUCCACAAUUAUUGAAAAAGGGAAAACCCUUUUUUUCCCCAAUGGUACAUCGAUGAAAGGAAAAUUAGAGGACUUUGAUGUCAUGCUUUCUGUCAUUGGUUCUGAUGAGCCCCUUGAGGAUAGCGUCACAGUUGGAAGUUUGUUAGAGCAAACUAAUUACAAGAUCCUCAGACUAUACCUCUGUACAAAGCCAAAAGAUUGUAGUGAUUCUGAGCUUAGUGAUGAAACAACAGACAUGUCCUUUUCACCUGACACAUCCAACACAAUUGGGUCAGCUAAACAUCCAUCCUCAUCCAGCCCAUCACUGCUCUCCCCUACUCCUGUCAAAAGACCUCGGUACGGCAGUUGGAGUAUUCCCAGUGCUACCUCAACACUCCACACAACUCCUGCUUCUCAAACAUCAGUCCAGCCUCUUAUAGAUCUAUCCAGUGAUGAUGAAGUUAUUGUAUAUGAAUAUAACACCAACAUGCCUUGUGAACUUGUCGAUGGUCUUGCAGACACACUGAUAUACUCACCUCUACAUGUCAAUACCACAAUAAGUCCAGAUCCCUUGCCAGUUAACAGCCAACAAGAAAGUGGCACAAACACAGUCUCAGAAAAUCAAAUAGAAACAGUAGUGGUAGCUGAGAUGGAAGAAGCUAUUAUUGACUUUGUGGAUUCUGAGCAGGCUUUAAGUUCCACCAGCACGAUGGCCACUGAUUUCUUUGAAAAUCCAGAGAAUAUAGUGGAGAAGCAAGUCAUUGUGAUCCGCAAAACACAGUGUGUUGUGGACAUGAUUAAAGCAUUUACAGACGACUUCAUACUGGAUGCUAAUAUUUCAAUCAGGCGUGUGCUUGAACGUGGUGAGGUUGAGGCUGGAGUUGGGAGUGGGGUCACCAGAGACUGCCUCACUGAUUUCUGGGAUAUGUUUUAUGCAACAAAGACCUGUGGAACCAACUACAAGAUCCCAAUUUUGUACCACAAAUUCCAAGAGAAAGAGUGGACUGCUGUUGCUCGCAUCUUGGCCUUUGGAUGGCAGAAAUUUCAGCUAUUUCCAGUCCAACUUGCCCCUCCGUUCCUUACAGAGGCGCUAUCUCUCUCCUGCUCAGACAAUCUACUGGAUGCUUUCUUUAACUAUAUCAGCGCAACUGAGAAGGAUGUGCUAACUGAGGCCAUUAGCAACUUCAAAGGGGCAGAUAUGGAUGAACUCCUUAGCAUACUCAGCAGUCACAACUGCUGUGUACUCCCAACUGAGGAAAAUAUACAGAGUCUUGUGGAGGAAAUAGCCCACAAAGAGAUGGUACAAGAACCAGCAUUUAUCAUAAAGUGUUGGAAGCCAAUUCUCAGGUCUAUUGGAGAAUCCAUGAGUACGGAAGGACUGAAGAAGAUUCUAGAUGAUCUCAAACCCAAGGCAAGAAACAUUACCAAAACCAUCAAGUUUCCAGAAUCUAUGUCACUGGAAGAAAAAAAUACCUCAAAUCAUCUAUUGAGAUUUGUAAGAGAAAGAGAUGAGAAGGAGCUUGGCCUAUUCCUUAGGUACUGCACAGGGUCUGACUUGUUCCUAUCUAAGACCAUUAAAGUCACAUUCACAGCAGAACAGCCACAGUUCGAAAGGGCACCUUUGGCUCACACCUGUAGUUGUUCUUUGGAACUGGCAUCUAACUACAAAAACUAUGCAGAUUUUAGAACAGAAUUCAUCUCUGUGUUGAAGAGUGGAGUGUGGGUAAUGGAUUUGGCCUAAUAAGGCUUUGUUUGCUUAGACAGCAAAUUAAAAACUGCACACACAUUUUGAA